UGUAGAGAAAAAAUAGGCCACUAUUCUAUAAGUUAGCCCAUCUAUCUAUUUCAUUUGAAUGAAUAAUUCAUAAAUAAAGGAAGAUACUACUUAUUUAUAAAAAUGUCUGUGAAUUCAUAUGGUAAACGUAAUUGGAGUAAUCAAAAUUAUUUAUUAACAAAUUAUACACAACAUUAUAAUGAUAAACAAAAGAAUCUAUCUUAUUGUUUAACAGAUCAUUUCAAUCAAUGUUCAACAAUACAUGAUACUACUACUACUACUACUACUAAUAGUAGUAGUGAUAAUACUAUUGAGCAUAUACCAAUAUCAUCAUCCUCAUCAUCUUCGACUUCAUUAUCACAAUAUCAACCUCCUAUAAAACGUGUUGCUAAUGAACGUGAACGUACACGUACAGCUAGUGUAAAUGAUGCAUUUCUUAUGUUACGUAAUUUAAUUCCAACAGAACCAAUGAAUAGAAAAUUAUCAAAAAUUGAAACAUUACGUUUAGCAUCAUCUUAUAUAUCUCAUUUACAUGCUAUAUUGAUCACUGGUUCAGGACCAGCAGAUCAACCAUGUUUAAAACAUCAACAAAUUUAUCAUUUAGAAACUACUCAUAAUGAUAUUAGUAGUAGUAGUACUACUACUACCCCUAUUCAUGAAAAUUUGAUCGAUAAAACUCAAAUCAUGUUUAAUCCUAAUAAACGUUAUAAUAAUAGAUCAGUAUGUACAUUUUGUGUUACUGAAAUGAAACAACAUCAACGUACUAUGAAUAAAGAGACAAUUAUAUCAAAUGGACAAUAAAAUUCUAUGGAUGAUUAAGUUGUUUUUUGUUUUUUUUUUGGAUUGAGAUCAUGAAUCAAUUGAUGUUAGAUCAUCUUCCAGUGCUUCCAGGUUUCCAUAGAUGGUGGUCUAACAUUAAUCGGUUCAUGAUCUUAAUCAAAAACUGAUGUACAGUUAUUUUGUUUGUUUAUUGAUUUUUUUUAUUGUUGUUCUUUUUUCUCUUUGUUUUUCUCUUUAACAUUUGAAUUGACAUUUUUGUUUCUUUUUGUUGUUGUUGUUGUGGUGGUGGUGGUUGUGGUUGUCAUGUUUCAAUGAAUCAAUAAAUAAAUAUGGAAGAUAUUGAUGAUUAUUGAAUAUGAAAGGAAUCGAAUGAUAUUUCAACAUGGAAUGAAUCAAUGAUCUAAUUAUGGAAUAUGAUCUUGGAUCUAAUGAAUCAUGUCUAUGAAGGUAAUAGAAUUCUAAUGGAAUAUGGUUAUUACUGUUUGUUAGAAUAAACAAAAUGAGUAGUAUAGUGAUUAAGAUCUAAUUAUUAUGAUUAUUAUCUAGUUGAUAUUGUCAUUUGUAUUGUAAUGAAAUAAACAUUUAAAGUAUA
Molecule: messenger RNA, 1351 nt
Organism: Schistosoma guineensis
Lineage: Eukaryota; Metazoa; Platyhelminthes; Trematoda; Strigeidida; Schistosomatidae
Source: the annotation of a GenBank genome assembly